This is a messenger RNA of Hibiscus syriacus, 1029 nucleotides long. Its product is annotated as protein RER1B-like. Lineage: Eukaryota; Viridiplantae; Streptophyta; Magnoliopsida; Malvales; Malvaceae. The transcript is spliced from 3 exons. Bases 170 to 751 code for a protein of 193 amino acids. Gene Ontology annotation, biological process: protein retention in ER lumen; retrograde vesicle-mediated transport, Golgi to endoplasmic reticulum. The record is from RefSeq and is a predicted model, not a curated record. Gene Ontology annotation, cellular component: Golgi membrane.
UACCUCAAGGGUUAAGAACCUUAUUUGAAAGAUGAUGGAAAAACCAGAGAAUCCAGAAAAGUCUUGCUGAAAAAUACUUGCCCGAUUUCAACUCGAAACCAUAACAUACGUAACUCUCAAAGACUCAAAACUUUCUACCUUCAGACCACUAACUUUUGUGUCUUUUGUUAUGGAGGGGUCGGAAAGUGACGGCGGUGUUACGCCGAUUGCGAAGUGGAAGAACGACUUCUCUAGGACAUUCCAGUAUUACCUCGAUAGGUCAACGCCGCAUACGAUAGAAAGGUGGCUAGGGACGUUGGCGGUGGCGAUGAUCUACGUUUUACGGGUUUACUACGUUCAAGGGUUUUACGUAAUUUCAUACGGUUUAGGGAUUUACGUAUUGAACCUCUUGAUUGGAUUUUUAUCUCCCAAAGUUGAUCCCGAGCUUGAAGCUUUGGAUGGUGCUUCGUUGCCAACCAAAGGUUCUGAUGAAUUCAAGCCCUUUAUUCGUCGCUUACCUGAGUUCAAGUUCUGGUAUGCCAUCACAAAGGCCUUUGUAGUUGCAUUUGUAUUGACUUUCUUCUCCAUGUUGGAUGUACCUGUUUUCUGGCCAAUAUUGUUGUGCUACUGGAUAUUUCUCUUUUUCCUCACAAUGAAACGCCAGAUUCUGCACAUGAUCAAAUACAAAUAUGUGCCCUUCGAUAUCGGAAAACAGAGGUAUACCAAUAAGAAGUCUGCAAGUAGUAGUGGUACACAAGAAACUGAAGGGUGAUCACUGAUCAUAGAAGGGAAAACUUUGGAUAACAAAAGCAAAAAUAGAACAUGCAUGUAUUGGAGUUUAGAAACUGUCUGGAUAGAUUGCUAAGGUUUUAGUUCGGGGUUCUCAUGUAUGUAGUUGACCAGUUGUACUACUUACUGAUAUGUGGUGAAACUAGGCAAAACAUAUAUAGCCAACAUGAAGGUUUUAGUUAACCACUUGUACCUAUACUUUUCUUUCCUUGUGCACAAAGUUUGGGUUUGGGUGGAAAUCUUAAUGAGACUUGAUUGCCA